Aspergillus costaricaensis CBS 115574 is the source of this 3001-nucleotide messenger RNA. Its product is annotated as C2H2-type zinc finger protein. Gene Ontology annotation, biological process: regulation of transcription by RNA polymerase II; DNA-templated transcription. Bases 1 to 2697 code for a protein of 898 amino acids. Gene Ontology annotation, cellular component: chromatin. The record is from RefSeq and is a predicted model, not a curated record. Gene Ontology annotation, molecular function: DNA-binding transcription factor activity, RNA polymerase II-specific; zinc ion binding; RNA polymerase II cis-regulatory region sequence-specific DNA binding. NCBI's taxonomy places the organism in Eukaryota, Fungi, Ascomycota, Eurotiomycetes, Eurotiales, Aspergillaceae. The transcript is spliced from 8 exons.
AUGUUGACAAUAUAUACUACAUCCUUUCUCAGCAAGCAACAGCUGACCGACCGGGUUGGAGAAAGACAGCUUAUCGGGCAAUACCUGGUGUCUCCAAUUGGAGAGGUCGCGACAUCUUAUCUGUAUACUCCGGUCAUUCCUUCGCCUCCAAAUGACUUGAUGCUGUCCCAGUCUCCUUCACAACCUUCUCGGGGCUCUCGUCGCUCGAGUGCUGGAGCCAAAACUCGGGUCUGCGUCCAUUGCGGGCGCAGUUUCAGAAGGACGGAACAUUUGGAGCGACAUGUCCGCACGCACACCAAAGAAAAGCCGUAUAUAUGCUUCUGUGGCUCCGCAUUCACCCGACGAGAUCUGUUGAAGCGACACACAACCAUUGCACAUCAAAGUACCAGUGGUCUGGUUUCGCCGAAUUCGCAACCGGAUCACGAAGCUUUGGACCAUGCCAAUAGAGCCGGGACUUCAGAGCCUACCACUAUUCCACCCAACUAUAACAAUGUUCAACCAACACCGCGUCCAGAUGUUCCUAUCCCCAUGCCGCCGAUUGCAGAACAGUGGGCAGGACAGCAACGUGGGCCAUACAUUGAGCAGGAUCGCAAUUCUGUUCUAAAUACGGGGACUAGCAGUGCAGGUGAACUUGGUGCGCAUGCCGGCGCAGUCGGCCACGAUGCGGAGAUUUUGGAAGCUGCGCAGCUUCUUCUUCCGGGCAAUUACCGACAUGCACCACCUCCAGCCCAACCGAUCCCAUACCUACAUGAAGAGCUGAAUCAUUUCCAGGAUUUCACACAUUUUCUGGACUCGAUAGGUCUCCCGUCAGAGUGGGUGCCAGCAUUUGGGGACAUGGCUCAGAUUCAAAACCCCGUUUCAACUGAACAACCCGAGUUUAGCAGAAGUUCUGGGGAACAACACGAAUCCUCAUCGCGUCCGCGCCAGUCUGAAAGGUCACGGGCCGACUCGCCUUUCCGGUCGUGGUUGCCGUCCGUACCUCCAGGCGACCAGAGCUUCGCAUCUGUAUCUGACUACGAGCCUCCUCAAAUUAGCAAGAGCCCAAUAUCGCUCAAAGUUACAGAAGAGCAGCGGCAGCGUCUGGCGGCCUCCUUGGACGAGUUCCGUUAUCUUAUACCGGAUUUUGUCUUACCUUCGCGUCAUACGUUGACAAGAUACUUGACUUCCUUCUUUUCUGGCUUCCAUACACAUCUUCCUUUUCUCCAUGUACCGACAUUCCGGGUCAACGACCGAGCUCCAGAGCUCAUUCUGGCUCUCAUGACAAUAGGCGCUCAAUACCGCUUCGAGCACCGUAAUGCUGAGAGACUCUUUUAUGCAGCCAAGGCAAUAGUAUUAUACCGACUGUCGAAGGAGUCAAGUUUACCACCCUUUAACUCAAUCCUUCAGAUACCAUUGAACAGUAUCCGGGACUCAUCUCAGCGCUCGGGCCAGGAUCCGUUACUCUCGUCGCCAGAGUUUGCCGCAGGAAUGAACGCUUGGAGAAGAAUCGAGACUAUUCGCACCCUGUUAGCUUUGAUGGGGUACUCUACAUGGGAGAAGGCCGAGCUUGUUCAAGAAGCGUUUGGCCUACAGAAUCUGCUCGUUCGGUGCUUGCGAGAACUCGGGCUCAUGGAGAACAUUACAGUUGCCCCACGGCAUUCUCCUUUGCAGUGGCAUGAAUGGGCCGAAGAGGAAUCUAUAAGACGCACUCGAUUCAUAUCAUUUUGCUUCGUUCACGUUCAUAGUAUCGCAUACAACAUUUACCCAGUGCUCCGCAGUAGCGAAGUGCAUCUACGUCUCCCGUGUUCCACGCCGGAAUGGAAAGCCGCCACAGCCCACGACUGGGAGGCCGCUCAAAAGGAGGUGGACUCUCAGCAACUAUUCUUUCAGGAUGCUUUGGCACUAUUGCUGCAACCUUCACGAAAUCCAGUACUUCUAGAUCCGAUCCCUGCGCCUUUGGGUAAUUAUAUUCUGCUUCAUGGCCUACUUCAACGCAUUCAUCUUGUGAGCGAGCUAUCUAUUCCGAAUGGGGAUCAGUCAUACUCACUUCCGACCGAGGAGUUGAAUAAGUUAGAGAGAGCACUCCGGUCCUGGACUUCAGUUUGGCAACAAGCCCCCGAAUCUAGUCUUGACCCGCAUAAUGAGAAUGGACCGAUUCCGUUCACUUCCAGUUCGCUCUUGGGUUUGGCAUAUGUCCGCUUGUCUCUCAAUCUUGGACCGCAUCGUCAGUUGGAGACACGGGAUCCAUAUCGUAUAGCCACCGCGAUACACAGAUCGCCGCGACCAGGAAGGAGCUAUAGGUUGACACCUGCCCUCAUUUAUUCUGCACACGCGCUGAGCAUUCCCGUACGCCUGGGUAUCGAUCACGUGGCGCGCAGUCAAGCCUUCUUUUGGAGUGUUCGUCACUCACUUGCUAGUCUAGAGUGCACUGUUCUUCUCAGCAAAUGGCUUAUGUCCCUGGCUGAAACUGGCAGCAGCCAAGCUUUGAGCGAGAACGAGAAUCGGAUCUUACAUUGGACGCGUUGCAUUGUACAAGAAGCUUACGAAUCAAUGGAUCUUGAAGACGGGGAAUCGUUCCCUAGCCAGGAUCCCGGAAGUCUUGGAUUGGCUGUCAUCAAGCUUUGGGCUCGACUCUUUCGGAAGAAUACCCAGUGGCCAUUCAUCAACGUACUUGGGGAGAGCCUAGAGCGGUAUCUCGCAUUUAUUCAACCUGGUUAGACAAGAACACGUUCUCGGUUAGAACCCAACAUUCUCUUCAAUCACCAUACAGUGGAUUCACAUCCUCUUACCUACAUAAAAGCGGGUGCUUUUCCACGGGUGGGUUGCCGCAAAGCUCUGGUGUGAAGUUGCACCAUGUGGUACCUCAGGUUCUGUCCUAUACCUUCGCGACCAACGUGAAAGCGGAGGCAUGAUUCUAAUUGGAGCGAGAUCAGCGCUAGCAUCUCUCUCUUCUCUCGCGGCACUGCUUUGCUUGAGAGACGGGGCUUUGAAUCUCAACGCUUGCAGGUGUACCGACUAUGCG